This is a messenger RNA of Salmo salar (Atlantic salmon), 4042 nucleotides long. The record is from RefSeq and is a predicted model, not a curated record. NCBI's taxonomy places the organism in Eukaryota, Metazoa, Chordata, Actinopteri, Salmoniformes, Salmonidae.
CCACACCCGAAGUUGAGUGCAACAACAAUAUAUUCAAUACAUGUUAUGGUGCUCUUAAAAGGCCAUACAAUAAAAUAUAACAAACACUAAUGUAUGAUGUGGCAGCCAUCUUGUUUGAUUAUGACGUCAUUGCAGGGUGCACCUGGUGAUCAUGGAACGCUGGGUCCCAUGGGAGAGGAGGGGAGGAGGGGAGAACGGGGUGACGCCGGGACUUCAGGUGCCACUGGACCCAAUGGAGAGAGAGGUGCUCCUGGCAGUAGAGGUUUUCCUGGUCAGGAUGGGUUACCUGGUCAAAAGGGUGCCCAAGGUGAGCGAGGACUGGGUGGGUCAUCUGGUGCCAAAGGUGCCGAUGGUGACCCAGGACGCACUGGAGAGCCAGGUCUUCCAGGGGCACGGGGUCUGUCGGGUCUUCUCGGCUCCCAGGGUCCUGAGGGACACCAAGGACCAAUGGGAGGAGGAGGAGAGGAUGGGGGACCAGGUCCAGCAGGGUCAGCUGGUACCAGAGGUCCAGCUGGAACCAUGGGUGUAGUUGGACCAAAAGGCUUUACUGGAGACCCUGGUAAGACAGGAGAAGUGGGGACCCCAGGUGUUGCAGGACAGAGGGUAAGGGUUAAUGGGAAAGCUGGAGAGAUGGGCGCUGGUGGCACUGCUGGUCCAGCAGGAGUUGCAGGGAAGAGAGGAGAGCAAGGACCUCCUGGUAUGAAUGGCUUCCAGGGUCUACCUGGAUCUGCUGGUCCACCUGGAGAGUCUGGGAAACCCGGUGCUGAGGGUAUCGCUGGAGAGGGAGGGGCUGCUGGUCUCACAGGGCCAAGGGGUGAGCGUGGCAUCCCAGGAGAGAGAGGUGAUGUGGGAACUAACGGACUACCGGGGCCCAAAGGUAUUUCAGGGGGGCCAGGACCAGAGGGACCAAAGGGUGGGUCUGGAACUAAAGGAACCGUUGGGGACAUAGGAGCUGCAGGCCUGCAGGGGAUGCCAGGGAAGAGGGGUAUCCCUGGUUCUCCUGGUCCUAAAGGAGAUGUGGGUUCAGUUGGUGAGAAAGGAACCGAGGGUACUGCUGGAAACGACGGGCCCGGGGGACUUCCUGGUCCAGUUGGACCAACAGGAGGCAUUGGGCUCAAUGGUGACAAGGGAGAGGCCGGCCCUAAAGGGACCCCUGGACGUCGAGGAGCGAGAGCAGUGGCCGGAGCUUCUGGGGAGCCUGGUCCAACCGGUGCAGUAGGAUUCCCUGGGUCUCCUGGUCCCGAUGGGCAACCUGGGGUCAAAGGUGAACCAGGAGAGAGGGGUCAGAAGGGUGAGGCUGGAGCACAGGGACUCCAAGGAACAGCUGGUAAACUUGGUUCCCAGGGUCCUGCUGGUGUGACUGGACUAAAGGGGGCCAGAGGAACACAAGGGGCCGCGGGUGGGUCUGGUUUCCCAGGAUUCCCUGGGGGAGUUGGUCCAGCAGGCUCCGUUGGUGAGGUAGGGGCGCCUGGAGACAUUGGUACCCCAGGGAAGGCAGGUACUCCUGGACUUAGAGGCGAGAAUGGAGGCCCUGGGCGUGUAGGAGAGAGAGGGGCCCCGGGCCCAGCAGGUGCCCCAGGAGACAAGGGAGAGCCUGGAGAGGAUGGACCAGGGGGCCCUGAUGGGCCGGCGGGACCAGCAGGCAUCUCAGGACAGCGAGGUGUUGUGGGCAUACCUGGAGUCAGAGAAGAGAGCGGAAUGGUUGGGCCCCCCGGUACUGCUGGUGCACCCGGAAAAUCAGGUGCCCCCGGAAGUCGGGGAGGCAAGGGCGCUGUCGGUGCAGUCGGGUUACCAGGGGCAACCGGACCAGUAGGGGACCCUGGUCUUACGGGUAAUGCUGGGUCUGAUGGGGUACAUGGCAAGGAUGGACUUAUAGGAGCCAGGGGAGAUAGAGGGAAUCCUGGUCCUGAAGGUCUUGCUGGAACUCCGGGGCUUCAUGGCUCUGUUGGGCCAGUUGGCACCUCUGGUGUCCCUGGGAAGAGAGGAAACAAUGUUGCUAGAGGGCCUCCAGGACCCCAGGGACAAUCAGGGAUCCGGGGGACGCUGGGGCCUCAAGGGCCACAGGGAGACAGGGGAGCCAAAGGAGACCAAGGAGAGAGAGGGCAGAAAGGCCACAGAGGCUUCACUGGAUUGCAAGGCUUACCUGGGACAACUGGACAAUCUGGGGAUGUUGGAGCUGGAGGAAUUGUAGGACCUACUGGACAGAGAGUCAGUACACUGAAUAAGCUGGGCCCCCCUGGUGUGGUUGGCCCCGCAGGAGGUGAUGGACAAAUUGGGCUGACCGGGCCCAUGGGCUCCCCUGGAUCAAGAGGAACCAGUGGAGACAUCGGACCUCAGGGGCCUCCUGGGGAUGCUGGUCCCCCUGGUCCCCCAGGGACCCCUGGCCCUCCCACUGCUGGGGCUGAUAUGUUCGGCUUCAGCAGCUCCUUCGACUCCGGCCCCCAUCCCCCUCCAGAGUUCAACGAGGAUGAGGCGCGUCCCAAUAAUGCCUCGACCGUCCUCGGGGCAGACCAGGGCAUCCAGACCACGCUGAAGAGCCUCAGUGGAAACCUGCAGAACAUGAAGUGCCCCGAUGGCAGCCAGGCCAACCCCGCCAAAACCUGCCAGGACAUCAAGCAGUGCCACCCCCUUAAAAAGACCGGAGACUACUGGCUGGACCCCAACCAGGGUAGUACCAAGGAUGUUAUCAAGGUGUUCUGCAACAUGGAGACUGGUGAGACCUGCAUCUCAGCCCACCCCAUCUCAGCCAGCAUCCCUCGCAAAACAUGGUGGACCAAAUCCACUCCCACUGCCAGCAAACCUGUCUGGUUUGGAGCAAAUAUGAAUGGAGGAACUAAAUUUAGCUACGGCAACAAGGAGGAGCUGCCCAACGCCGUAACCAUUCAGAUUAGGCUGAUCCGCCUGCUUUCUAAGGAGGGUGUCCAGAAUGUCACCUACCACUGCAAGAACAGCGUGGCCGUGAAUGACGGAGCCACAGGCAACCUGAAGAAGGCUCUGAUCCUCAAGGGCUCCAACGGACAGGUCAAGGUUCAGGGCAACUCCCGCCUCAGAUACACUGUCCUGGAGGAUGGCUGCUCCAAAUCAAAUGGAGACUGGGGCAAGACUGUGAUUGAGUACAGAACUCAGACGCCAGCCAGACUACCUAUCGUAGACUUGGCCCCCAUGGACAUAGGCAAGGAGGACCAGGAGUUUGGCCUGGACAUCGGACCUGUGUGUUUCUCCUAAACCCAACACACAUGGAUGGAUGGAUUUAUUUAACCCUACGAGGAGUGAAUUUUUUAGAACGCCAUCCUCAAUUCUGUUUAAAGAGGCAAUCUGGAUUUCAAACAACAAAAAAGCACUCACUUUUUAGUUACAUUCUUCAAGAAUCAAUGGCUAUAUAUCACUCAUUUAAAAGAUUGCCCCUUCAAGAAUUAGGUUUCAGUUCAAUAACUAGUAAUGAACAACAACCCCUUGUGAUGUCAUCAAUUAGAAUCGGUUGGAAUGUUGUCGUCCAUUCUCCUCCAAAGGGUUAAACAUUCCCAAGACUCUUGGACUACCUGCUGAAGCAAUCAGCUUUGUACAUAAAGGCAGGGCGGAGAAACUACAGUACAGUAUAUGUCCUGCCUGCUACUAAAAUAUUUAUUGCUUCUUUCCAAGAAACAACUAAAGUUGUUAGUGCAAUGGUACUGGUAGUAAUUACUAUUGAGGAAUGCAGGUGAAUUGUAUUAAGAAGAUUGUGUCAUAAUGGAGUUUCAGGGCCUGAAGGUUUAAGCUUGUUGAAAACAUGACAAUUUAUGGAACUUAAGUGUCAGUGUCGUAUGACAUUCCAUCAUACAUUUCUUUACCAGUUUCUCAGUGAAUGCCACUAAAUAGAUAUACUGUCACUUGAUGUAGAGACAAAACAACAACAAUUGUAUUACUUUUUCUAAUGUAAAUUCAACAUAAGAAUGUCAAUUGCUCUUCACAUGUUUAUUAUUCCUGUUAAUUAUUGAUAUUAUGAUAUUUUCUUCUUUCGACUGAUGGUGUUACACCCAAUAAAAUGAAUCUCAUGCCCUUUUCA